AUGUAUGCAUCGAAUAAGACGUAUCCGUCUUCUAGGGCGCUCCCUUGCCUCGUUGAGAAGGUCGAGGCACAACACGUUGACGGGGCGAUUAGAGUAAGGAUCACAACGCUGGAGCAGAAAGACUGGCGUCAAGCCAAAGCCGCCGCUGUUGAAGCCAAAUACGAAGCGGAACGCGAGAUCCAACUUCGAGCUCACGGAAACGUGAAAGACAUUGAAAUCACCCGCGAGUCAGCCUUUGAACACUUUGCAACAGAUCCCUGGGCCCAGCAUGUGGGGGUAGACAUAGAAGCUCAGCGCGAGCGGUUGCUAGCGGAACCUGGAAGCCGCAAGAUCCUAAUCAUCGGGGCCGGGUUUGGAGGUCUACUGUUUGCCGUGCGUUUGAUCCAGACUGGGCGAUUUACCGCUGAGGAUAUUACCAUGAUCGACAGUGCCGCGGGCUUCGGUGGCACCUGGUAUUGGAAUCGAUACCCCGGACUGAUGUGCGAUACUGAGAGCUAUAUCUACAUGCCCCUUUUGGAGGAAACUGGGUACAUGCCCCGGAACAAGUAUGCGUCGGGCAACGAGAUUAGGGAGCACGCGGAGCGGAUUGCACAAACGUACGGGCUGGCAACUCGAGCCAUGUUCAGGACCGUAGUCGAAAAGCUGGAUUGGAACGAGGCGGAAAAAGUCUGGACAGUAGCUGGUUCUAUGCUGGGCAUUGCAAAUAACGGGCAAAGGGAUAAUAUGAUGUCUUUUCAGAUGGUUUCACAAUUUACGAUCAUGGCCUCGGGUUCAUUCGCCAGUCCGAGAGUCCCGGAUUAUCCUAACAUAUUCGACUACAAAGGCAAAUUGUUCCACACAGCUCGAUGGGACUACAACUACACGGGAGGCUCCGUGGAAAACCCGAAGAUGCUGGGGUUAGCCGACAAGACGGUUGCCAUCAUUGGAACAGGGGCCAGUGCAGUCCAGAUUGUGCCGCAGCUGGCAAAAUAUAGCAACAAACUCAUAGUAUUUCAACGGACCCCAGCUGCAGUAGACGCCCGCAACAAUUGUCCCACAGACCCGGUGUGGUGGGAAACCGAGACGCAGGCCGAGGGCACUGGAUGGCAGAAGCGCCGCCAGGAGAACUUCAACGCUUUCACCUGCAACGAGAAACCCCUUCCAUCAGUGAACAAAGUGGAUGAUGGCUGGACUCGAAUGCCGUCCUUCAGCAUCCUGAUUGGCGGCCCGCAGGGACUGGAUCCCGACUACGUCGACCGGAUGCGCGCGGUCGAUAUGAAUAGACAAGAGAAGAUCCGCGCGCGUGCACACAAUAUUGUACAGUCAGAAGGUUCAGCCGAUCUCCUGACGCCCUGGUAUCCUGGGUGGUGCAAGCGGCCAUGCUUCCAUGACGACUAUCUUUCUGCAUUCAACCUGCCCAACGUGGAGCUAGUCGACAUUCGCCAUAAUGGAAUAUCCCACUUCACAGCCAAUGGCCUGGUCGCAAACGAUAUUGAAUAUGAGCUAGACGUCAUCAUCCUGAGCACGGGGUACACUGUCCCUGUCACGCGUGCAAGCCCGUCUUCGCGCGCAAACAUUGCCGUCUCCGGCCGCAACGGGACCACCAUGGAGGCCAAAUGGGCGAAUGGCCUCGCAACCCUGCAUGGGGUCAUGACCCGCGACCUGCCAAAUCUCUUUUUCGCGGGAACCUCGCAGGCUGGUGCCUGUGUCAAUCUGGUCUACGCACUGGACCAGAACGCCACCCAUGUAGCUUAUAUACUUGCCAAUGCGUUUGACAGACGCCCCAGCGACAGCGCGAGGGUUAUCAUUGAGCCGACACCCGGGUCAGAAGAGGCCUGGGCGAUGCAGGUGCUGCAGCGGGCAGCUGGAUUCCGCGGCAUCGCUGGCUGCACGCCUGGAUAUCUCAAUGGCUACGGGAUGGAUGCCUCGUCAUUAAGUCCGGAGCAGCAAAUCAACGCGGCCCGUCUAGCUGCAUGGGGAGAAGGAAUCGCGAGCUACGUGAGAUACCUGGAGGCAUGGAGAGCGAAGGGAGACUUGAAUGGGAUUGAGUUGACUUUUUUUGCGAAGUUUUGA
Messenger RNA from Aspergillus nidulans FGSC A4, 2052 nucleotides. Its product is annotated as protein ausC. Lineage: Eukaryota; Fungi; Ascomycota; Eurotiomycetes; Eurotiales; Aspergillaceae. The record is from RefSeq and is a predicted model, not a curated record. Gene Ontology annotation, cellular component: membrane. Bases 1 to 2052 code for a protein of 683 amino acids. Gene Ontology annotation, biological process: terpenoid biosynthetic process. The transcript has 2 exons.